Molecule: messenger RNA, 540 nt
Organism: Rosa chinensis
Lineage: Eukaryota; Viridiplantae; Streptophyta; Magnoliopsida; Rosales; Rosaceae
Product: putative lysine-specific demethylase JMJ16
Exons: 2
Coding region: 16-486 (156 amino acids)
Cellular component (GO): nucleus
Source: RefSeq, a predicted model, not a curated record
GGUAGAUGCUGGGAAAUGGUGAGAGAGAGAGUCAAUCAAGAAAUUUCGAGGCACCAUAAGUUCGGAAGACCAAACCUUCCUCCUUUGCAGCCACCUGGGAGUCUUGAUGGCUUUGAAAUGUUUGGUUUUACUUCACCAGUUAUUGUACAGGCCAUAGAGGCAAUGGAUAGGAAUCGUGUUUGCUCCGAGUACUGGGACUCUAGUCCCUACUCCCGACCUCAAGUGCAGAUACCACAAAAAGCUCAAUCUGAAGAAAGUGGUGAAAACUUGAAUAAGAUAACGACGGGAAAGAAUGCUCAUGAGGCCGCCGGCAUUAAUCUCUUGACUAGUGGGGUUGAUACAAUACUCGGAGGCCUGUUCAAGAAGGCUAACCUAGAAGAAUUAAACUCAUUGUACAGCAUCUUAAGUGACAAUCAGCAGACUGUCGGGCGAGGCCUAAUGACACGACUUCUUAAUGAAGAGAUUCAAACUCGUCGUCCAACAUGAUUACGAGCUAUUGAUUGGUUUUAUUAGGAUUAGAAACCAAACUUGCUCAAUCUC